AUGCCUCUUUGGGGCGUUUUCUCUCUUAUCAUAGCACCGUCCUGCCUCGGCCUAGCCUGGGGUAUCAUUGAGGUAUUACUUGCCGGCGCUGUCUAUUCCUCUAGGGACUCCCCACUACUUGCCGGGUCUAAUUCCGUUGAGAAAUCUCUCAAGUUGAUGCGUGAAGUGAGCGCUCAUAUCGCCGAGGGAGCCACUGCCUUCUUGGUAGAGGAGUAUAAGUACCUCUUCGUCUAUGUCAUAGUAUUUGGUAUCGUCAUUGGUGUUAUCACUAGCUGGUUCGCUGCUCUGGCCUUCUUGGUCGGGGCUAUCACCAGCUGUCUUUCUGGUUUUAUAGGCAUGCGGACCGCAGUCUUCUGCAACGUGCGUACUACUCACGAGUGUUGGAAGGGACUGCGGAUGGGAUUUGACGUAGCAAUACGAGGAGGCUCGGUCAUGGGCUUCACCCUAGUGAGCCUGGGAGUACUCACUAUAUUCGCCCUUAUAGCUGUCCUCAAUGCCGUAAUGGUAUUUGAGAAUUCAGGGAACAGCUAUGAUGGCCCAAGCAUACUCUUCGAAGCCCUUGCAGGGUACGGCUUAGGGGGUUCAUCGAUAGCUCUCUUCGCUCGAGUCGGUGGUGGUAUCUAUACUAAGGCGGCUGAUGUUGGAGCGGAUCUGAGUGGGAAAAAUGAGUAUGGCAUGGACGAGGACGACCCACGCAACCCUGCAUGUAUUGCGGAUAACGUUGGCGAUAACGUUGGGGAUAUUGCUGGAAUGGGCGCUGACCUCUUCGGCUCCUUUGCAGAGGCCACAUGUGCGGCAUUCGUACUGAUCGGCAACUCUACACUAUCUCAUCUCAACAUCUAUGAAGCUCCAAUAAUGUACCCAUUGCUGAUCUCCUCAUCGGGUAUCUUCAUAAGUUGGCUGACAGUGCUGCUAGUCCCUCUUGUCAUGCCGGUCAAGGAUAUAGACUGCAUCGAGCGAUCGCUGAAGUCACUGCUCUUCGUGUCAACAUUGCUGAUGACGCCGGCAGUCGUUGGGAUUUCCUACGUCUGCCUACCACCAGAGUUUAUGGUCGGCAUUCGCUCUCCCUUGUUGCCACAGAACCUCAAAGAGGAGGAUGCAGGGAAAAUGGUGGAGUGGUAUGCCUGUAUGGCAUCUGUCCUCAUGGGUCUAUGGUCGGGCCUCCUAGUGGGUCUGGUUACAGAGUACUUCACGAGCCAUAGCUACCGUCCUGUUAGGGACAUAGCCCUUAGUCAAAGGACCUCGGCGGCUACUGGCAUCAUAUACGGCUUAGCUCUGGGAUAUCUCUCUACCAUCAUUCCUGUCCUGGCCCUCAGUGUCACCAUCUUGGUGUCACAUGAGUUCUGUGGCAUGUACGGCAUCGCCUUAGCUGCCUUAGGUAUGCUCUCUACCCUAUGUGUGGGAUUGGCAAUAGAUGCCUAUGGUCCGAUAGCCGACAAUGCUGGGGGGAUAGCUGAGAUGUCUCAUCUCGGGGCGUCUGUCAGGCGCCGGACGGAUGCUUUGGAUGCUGCUGGCAAUACGACGGCCGCGGUCGGGAAGGGAUUCGCGAUAGGGAGCGCGGCCUUGGUCGCUUUGGCGUUGUUCGGCGCCUUCUGUACUCGGGCCAAUAUUGAAAAGGUUAAUGUGUUGAAUGCGUGGACCUUCGCGGGAGUCUUGUACGGCGCUAUGAUGCCGUAUGCCUUCUCGGCCCUGACUAUGAAGUCCGUGGGGAAGGCUGCUACGGACAUGGUGGACGAGUGUAUGAGGCAGUUCCCUAAGAUCAUCAACGGCGAGGCACCUCCCGAUUACACCCGCUGUAUAUCCAUCUCGACAUCAGCUAGUCUGAAGGAGAUGAUACCCCCUGGGGCAUUGGUCAUACUCUCCCCUCUAGUGUUUGGGAUUAUAUGUGGGAAGAACGCCACUGCUGGCCUCCUAGUUGGGGCGCUCAGCUCGGGAGUGCAGAUGGCCAUCUCUAUGUCCAACACUGGUGGGGCAUGGGACAAUGCUAAGAAGUAUAUCGAGUCCGGUGGUCUCGGCCCUGAGCACGGCAAAGGCAGUGCCACGCACAAGCAUGCGGUUACAGGAGACACCGUAGGAGAUCCUCUGAAAGAUACCUCGGGACCUAGCUUGAACAUUCUGGUCAAGUUGUCCGCCAUCAUAUCUCUGGUCUUCGGCAGCAUUAUAGACGUACGCUUUUCGAAUACCAGUGGUGGCCCUAUAUGGCUGAGGCCCAGUUCAUAG
This is a messenger RNA of Perkinsus marinus ATCC 50983, 2220 nucleotides long. RefSeq names its product H+-translocating inorganic pyrophosphatase TVP1, putative. Gene Ontology annotation, biological process: proton transmembrane transport. Gene Ontology annotation, cellular component: membrane. Gene Ontology annotation, molecular function: diphosphate hydrolysis-driven proton transmembrane transporter activity; inorganic diphosphate phosphatase activity. Lineage: Eukaryota; Perkinsozoa; Perkinsida; Perkinsidae. The transcript is spliced from 19 exons. The record is from RefSeq and is a predicted model, not a curated record. The coding region runs from base 1 to 2220 and encodes 739 amino acids.